ACCGGAAUCCUAUCUUAUCUACACUCAACGUCUAGGGUCCUCUUUUCGAGAAUCGCACCCCUGAUCGACUCGCCUUUCGCGAUAGUGAUUUCAAAGCUGUUCAACAUACUUUUUGCCAAUGCUGUUCGGGCUAACAAGUGAGUCCGAAUGGCUUUUGCACAAGCAUGACCUCAUAACAAAUCGCAGAUCUUUUGGAUAUGCGAGAAAAGUCGCAGAUUAAUAAAUAUCGAGUCGGUACGUACUAUCUAUGCGACAUGCGAAUCGUGCAGUAUGAGAUUCAAAACAAAAGGCAGUUCGACAAAAGUGCGCUUGGUAGUAAAGGCAAAAUUAAUAUCCAUAUCAUAAUCAUUUCUUAUUCACAGCAAUGGACAUGGGAUAUCAGAACGUUGUUCAGCUUUAUAUGCCUGAAAAAUUAGAAAAUAAUUCUGUUUAUAAUGAAAGACUGCGGUUCCACGUACGAGACGAUCCAUUUGAAUUGUCGGAACUACAAUUUACUAAGCUCUUCCGAUUGAAGAAAGAAACAGCUCACAGAGUCAUAGAUAUUGAAGAAGAAUAUUCAUUAGGACCAUCAAAAACUUCAGCUUUGGACGCAAGCGUACGAGUAAAUUUGAACUUAAUCUGACGGUUGCGUUGAAAACCCAGUUAUUUCGAAUUCUGCUUAGCGAACCCUAACUCUCGAGUUUUGCUUGGAGGAACGGCCGUUUCGAAAUCAUAGCCGGUUUUCACACAGAAUAUUUCAAUAUUACAAUCAGCGCAUUCGAGCUAGACAAAUUAUAUUCCAGUAUAUGUUUAUUGCCCUCCGGUUACAAAUCAAACACAAAACAGAAAUACAAACAUACUGAUGAAUAUAGGAACAGUCACCUUGAAACAUAAUAUGAUUCCACUACAAGUCAUCGCAGCAUUAUACUUUAUCGGAUCAGGUAGCUAUCAGAAUUGCAUUGCAGGGAAUACUACCGUUGCUAUGAGUCAAACAUCGAUCAGCGGAUGUAUUCGCAAUGUUAAGAAUAUUCUGAGUUCACCAAAAGUGUUUGAUACUUGGGUACGCUUCAUUCUUAAUAAUAUGGAGAAGCUUCAACAACUACCUAACAAAUUUUGGGUGGAGAAGCAGUUUCCUGGUGCAAUUGGUUGUAUAGAUUGUACUCACGUAGCGAUAUUACCACCUCCAAAAGAAGAUGAAAAUUAUCCUGAACAUAUCGAUGUCAAUAGAAAAGCACAUCAUUCCAUUAACGUACAAUUAGUAAAAAUGUAAUGAAAUCUCAUCAGGCGUUAGUACUGAUGAAACAACUGUAAUUCAAUCUCUAGAUUUGUGAUACUGAACUUAGAAUUUUAAACGUCGAUUCUCGAUACCCUGGAAGUACUCGUGAUUCCUACAUUUGGAAUAACACUAAUGUGAUUCCCAUAAUGCAAGAAAUUUAUAAUCGUAGGCACCAUUAUUUCUUGCUAGGUAAUACAUGCAAUACGCGAUAUCCAAAAUCAUAAUUAAGUAUGUUUCGCAACACUCCAUUUGUGUUAACAAUAGGUGAUUCUGGCUACGCGUUAAGACCGUGGAUGACAAAACUAACCGUGACUUUGAAACCUCAAGGUGUGGCACACCAAGGAUUAUAUACCAGGAAUUCAUGUUUUCAGAUAUGGAAUUUGCAACAAAGCUGCUGCGCCAUGCGAAAUUGAGUCACGCUGCGAGUUCCAAAAGUAAAUAGUGAAGUACUAUACUGUCAAAAUAAUCCAAACGUAUUUUUAUUUCAGAUAAACACAGUAUUCUUUUUUCUUAGUAGCUUCUAAUACACAUCACCAUCAACAACAACAGCAAUACCAAUUACCACUGCCGCUACAACAGCAAUAUCAACUACCACUACCGUUACAAAAACAACCACAGCUACAAC
Molecule: messenger RNA, 1880 nt
Organism: Athalia rosae (coleseed sawfly)
Lineage: Eukaryota; Metazoa; Arthropoda; Insecta; Hymenoptera; Athaliidae
Product: putative nuclease HARBI1
Exons: 2
Coding region: 842-1249 (135 amino acids)
Source: RefSeq, a predicted model, not a curated record